GCAGCUACCAGGCGUUGGUUGUUGCAGAACACUACUCCGGAGUCCUGCUACAACGACAUUCGAGGGAUGCGGCCCCGAUUGGUGAACCUGGCCGGCUACCGCUUCCACCCGUGGUCCAUCCUGCUAGGUGUCUGUGUCGCUGUAUAUCAGCCCUGUCACAAGGACUUCGUCAAGGAGGACCUUUAUAUUGUGGGAUUCACAUGCAAGCUGUUCUCGCAGGAGUCCACCAUCAGAUUCCAGCACGAAUCCGUGGCGGCCAUGUUUGACGAAUAUGGUCCACAUGCCGACAAAGUCGUUCCCUUCCUGGAGUGCAGCCGGUUCUUCAUUUUGGAGAACGUGCAGGGAUGUUUGAAGCAGUCCUCCAGCGUGUCCAUGGACGACCCAUACAAGGUCACAGUCGUGUCUGACGAUACAAACGUUUGGGUUAACAACCCCUCUCAGAAGCGCGAAAUUGUGGAGAACGGACGCAUCGCAGAUUCGGUCAAAAAGAACAAGGGCAUGAAGCGGGUGCAAUCUCUUCUUGGUAUGCUGCAGCACUUAAUCUUGCGGAGGAGUGACGGGACCGGGACGGGUUCACAGGCUGUAGCCCAAAUUCAUGCCCCUUGUCAGCUGCUUCCGCGUGCCAACUCGUGGACGAUACUGCACAGGAUGCGUCGGUGGAGCUUGUACUCGUCUGUUGGAUGUGCACCGCAGCUUGGUGGUGAAAGCUUGUGGAAUGUCUUUGCAACUGUGCCACUUAAGCUGGUCUUGCACUGUGGCGAUGCGCUUCCAGCAAACCACGUGUGCCAAGCUGCCGAACAUGUUCGGUGGCAUCAAAGACGGAACGAGGGCGACAUCAAUGCUUCAACGACGUUGCAGACGGAGUGCAAUUGUCUUCAUCACCAAACAGCCCUGGCACUGAAGCCUGGGCUUCUCAGUGUGGAUGGCCUGUGCUCGGGAAUGGUGAGGAUGACCAGAGCAAUGAGAGCCACCAAGUUUCAAAGUCUUUUCCAGGAGGGUCUGGAUAUUCUUGCGCAGUCGGUUGAAAGGCGUGUGGUGCAGCAGCUGCCUUCCGGGAUUCAGCAGAUUCAAGCAAAGCAGCAAGGAUUGCUUGGCAUUUUGGGCCAUGAGCUGUCGGAAGACGAGCGGAAGCUGAUCCUAUCGACUUUCAACAGUUCCUGGGAUGAUGAAGUGGAGACCUCUGGCAAGUGGGUGCACUGGUGCAACGGUUGCUGUGGGACUCCACAGGAUUGUGUGAGUCGCAGUCGUGAAUGCUUGCGGUUGUUGUUUGAAAAAUUUCCACAGGUGCCACUCCUGUACAGGUGGAAAGGUUGGGGGCCGUGCCAGAACUACGUCACCCGUGGUGUUUUCAUCCACAACAUGCUAGCUUUUCUUAUUCGGCGCUGCUGUAGCAAGCACAGCCAAUCUGCAGCGGACCAACAGGCUAUGGACGAAGAUGCCCCCGACCUACCGCUUUCUUUGCGGCAGGAGAUCCGUAUGACCAAAACAUUGGCCUUCAUGACUUCGGGAACUAUCCGUGCUGAUCUUGGCAAAACCCUUCUGGUAUACUGGCCGUUGGCGACAUUGAUGGAUUUCAUUUCAUUGGUGGAGACAGCUCGUAGUCGUGCUCAAUUGCGCAUUCGAUCCCUGGCCCUUCCUGGCAGCCAGUGCAACUACAGCGAGGAGGAGUUGCGUGACAUGAACUGGUCCGUCCUUGGUGGUGCAAAGGGUGAAGAGGCUGUGAAAGAUUUCUCUACCCUCCUACUUGCCUCCCCAGAUGAAGACAUCCUUCAAGCAUGCAGGGUUUCAUUUCCAGAUGUACUUCCCCAUGUGUUUCCAGCCAUGUGCGAUGCAUGGCGCCGAUUGGUCCUGCCGGCGAAGAAGCAAAAGACACGUCUGCUCGGUGUGGGCAGAAUGGACACGAGCCACGCCAAGGAGUGCUUGAUACAAAUGGCCAAGUCGCUGUGUGGCAAGGCCAACUCUUGGAAGGCUGCAAAGAAGAACAGACGAGUCACAGGGUGCAACGUGUUCCAGCAGGAAAUGAUGCGUGGCAAGAAACUUCGUGUAGGAACACCAGAGUACAAAGCUGUGCAGAAACAGAUUAUGGCCGAUUGGGGCGCGCUGAGCCCUAUGGAUCGUGCCGUCUUCGACGAGAAGGCAGCGCGACAGGAUCACGAGCGUACUGUUCAGCGGAAGAAGACUCUUCACGUCAUCAACGAUGUCACUGAUGAUGCCGAUGCCGAAACAGAGUCGGCGGCUGGAUUGUCACGAGCUCAGCAACGUCGGCUUGGACAAGGGCAACUGAACACGUCACUUCAAGCACUGGCGUCCCACGCUGUCUGGAACAGUGGUCUGGGCAUAUUCAAUCAUGUGGCUGCUUUGCGGCCUUCGUUGGUGCAAAACGUUGAUCCGGCUUCCACCCUGUUGAGCUCUUUUGGUUACUUACCAACGCCGGAGGACAAUCCCAGGGUCAUGCCACAUAUGUUUUGCAGCUGCACAGAGGCCCACCCAGGCAUCUGCAAGGAUGAGGCGUGUUACCCUCAGGUUGCCAUCAUGGUGCAGCAGUUCCAGCGGUGUUUGGAGGUGCACAACUUGCAGACCAUGACCUUGUUCAAAGUACAGGCGUCUUCCAGCGGUUCCUUUGGGCCGCCUCCGAUGUGGCUUCUUCUCGGUUGUGUGAGCAAGAGACCGCUGUCACAUGUGUUGGGUCAGUUGGUCCAGCAUGUGCAUGUUGCCGAUGUCGUUACACCCAUGCAGCUGGAGGAUUCGUGGGUCCUACACACUCUCCACGGGGUUUUCCGCAAUCUGGCGAAAUCAGAAAGAGUGGCUUUGGAAAGCCUUCGCAUCGUGUUCAGUGUUGUUCCCUACGAUGCAAUCGCGAGCUACCCUGCACCCUCCCAUUUCAGGGUUGGGCAAGAGCGUUUGCGCUUCGAAGUUGGCCCAGGCGUAGCUUUCGCCCCGAAGCUUGGCAGGAAUGUUGAAGGAUCAGUGUCCCUGCCUUUUGGCAUCCGCCCCUCACAGCCUGCUCGAGGCAGAGGUAGAGGAGCGUCUGGGCGUGGUUGCGCCGGUCGCGCCAGCGGAAGAGGCCAGAAGCCUCCAGCGACCUCUGCUGAAGCCUCACUGGACCCGGACAAGUGCGCAGAGGAGGCUGCGGCUGGUGUGUUGUUUGAUGACAUUGGUGACGUUGGUGAAGCCUCGGCUGCCGCUUUUGUGCUGCAAACCAUGAGCACGCACGAUGCCAGUCCUCUGGCGCCGGAACAUAUGCCUGAAUCUGUGGCACGCGAGAUAGCUGCAACUGCGAAAGGUUUGUGCAACCAGCAUCAGGAUCAGCAAGAUGAUGCUGGCGGGGAGGAAGGUGCUGCAUCCAUUCGCCCGAGAGAGUCGAGUGCUGGCCCAGGUACGAUUGUUGCAGAGCAACCAACUUCCACGGCCCCAGCGGGUGCUCGAGCCGGCAGCCGGUUCCAUGAUGUUCUUGGUUUGAUGGGCUGCGCUGUCGCCAAGCGGCGCAUGCAGUGCUAUGUUUGUGACCAGCCGAUUCACAAGGGCGAUUUUCGGCUGGAACAUGCGUUCAAUCAUCGUAGACCGCAGCGCUCUGUCCACCCGGAAUGCGUAGGACAGAUAGCUUCCGACACUGUGCAGCAGUCCAUUACUUGGUUGGGCGGCCAGCUGGAUCUGGUUGCGUCUGAUGACACGAGCGACAAGGCAGCUGCUCUGAGGGAAGCUAUGCGGAGGUUGACUGCUAGCCAGAGCUCGUCUGGGUGA
Molecule: messenger RNA, 3741 nt
Organism: Symbiodinium sp. CCMP2456
Lineage: Eukaryota; Dinophyceae; Suessiales; Symbiodiniaceae
Source: the annotation of a GenBank genome assembly